ACAUAGUAUAUCAAAGUGAUUUUACUGCAGUAUGAUUUAAACAGGCACGCUAACAGUAGGACUACCACAAAUGCAGUUCCGGGUUCUUUCUUUAGAUGGUUGAAAACAAUUGCCUUCACGAUUUUGAUGUCUAUUAUGGUUUUUAAAACUGUAGUACUUCAAAAAUUCGACCUCGCUCAACGUGUGGGAUAUUUCUUUUUCAUUCUAGAACAGAAGUGUUCCAGCCACUAAAAGCAGUUUGGAACAAUUCUGAAUGGAUGGAUUAGCGAACAACCUAUCUUCUACUAUGACCACGCCAAAUGUCACAACAACGAUGUUUCCAACCACCAUUACAACAUGGAACCCCACCAACAUGACCAAUGUCACCACCGGGCCGCCAGCCGAGACCACUUCCCUGACCAUGGGCUUCAUCUGGGCUGGGAUCGCCGUCGUUUGCUUUGGCAGCAACUUUGUCCCCAUCAAGAAGUUCGAGACCGGAGACGGGAUGUUUUUCCAAUGGGUCAUGACCACAGGCAUUUGGAUUGUUGGCUUGGUAGUCUACGCCAUCCAGGGUUUUCCACCAUUCUAUCCACUGGCUAUGUUAGGUGGAGUCUUUUGGGCCACAGGCAACAUCUGUGUCGUCCCCAUCCUGAAGUCUCUCGGUCUCAGUCUUGGGAUGCUAAUCUGGGGGACCUUUAAUCUGAUGUGCGGAUGGGCCAGUGGAAGAUUUGGUUGGUUUGGACUUGAGGCGGAAGUGCCGAACAACAUAGCCUUGAACUAUGCAGGUGUUGGCUUAGCUGCAUUUAGCGCAUUUAUCUUCUUGUUCGUCAAGCCGACCCUCAAUGAUACAAAGGAUGACACGAGCCACACCCAGCCUCCAGGCCUACCAGUAGACAAUGAAGCUAGUCGGCUCAUCACGAUAUACGGGUCUGUGAACACGGACCUGUCUACAUCAACCCUGAAGCCAUACUCACUGGAAGGUGAAGUCAGCCGAUUUGAUUCGAUAGGGCCGACAACCAAACGCAUCAUCGGUUUUCUCCUGUCGGCGGUGUCGGGAUGUCUCUAUGGCUUCAGCUUUGCUCCUGUCAUCUACGUUCAGGAAAACUACGAGGGAGCCAGCAAAAAUGGCCUAGAUUAUGUCUUCAACCAUUUCUGCGGGAUCUACGCGACAGCCGUCUUUUACUUCCUUGUGUACUGUAUGGUGAAGAAAAAUCAACCUGACGUUUACCCGCGGGCCAUCCUGCCCGGAAUUGCUAGCGGCGUCAUGUGGGCUGUUGCACAGACAGGAUGGUUUGUCGCCAAUGCGGCGCUGUCCGAGCCAGUCAGUUUUCCUAUUAUAACAACAGGCCCUUGUCUGGUCGCAGCACUGUGGGGUGUUCUCGUGUUCAAAGAAAUUCAGGGCUGCAAGAAUCUCCUUAUCAUGUGCCUGGCAUUUUCUGUGACGAUUGGGGGAACGGUGCUAGCUGCACUCUCAAAAAUUUGAUAGACUCCCUCCGAAUUAUACGUUCACCCUACGAAACUAUUUUAAUUGAGAGAUGUGUUCGUAAGUUGCAAGUUGAGCAACAUCGAACGUGUAUUUUAUGGGGUCAGCAAUAUUUCAACGCAGUGAGUUUUCCUCAGGACAUUUAAAAGCAAAAAAAUGUGAGAUCUAGUGGGACAAAGAAUAGUACCCGAGGUCACCACCAUUCGCUGCAACUUGGCAUCGCUAUGCAGUGUACUUUGCUGAUCUUCAAUAAAUAACUUCGCCAGUGUAAAAGCCUGGUGGAUUUAACCAGUAAUUGCUGCGUAUUUUUAUAGCCAGGUCGUUUUAUGUACUGCACGAAAUUUUUAUAUGCUGUACCUGUUAGUACAAAUAAACAUAUACAUUUAUA
Molecule: messenger RNA, 1850 nt
Organism: Lineus longissimus
Lineage: Eukaryota; Metazoa; Nemertea; Pilidiophora; Heteronemertea; Lineidae
Product: transmembrane protein 144-like
Exons: 10
Coding region: 254-1462 (402 amino acids)
Biological process (GO): carbohydrate transmembrane transport
Cellular component (GO): membrane
Molecular function (GO): carbohydrate transmembrane transporter activity
Source: RefSeq, a predicted model, not a curated record